UUCCAUAUGACCUGGAUUUGCAUACUUGGGUCAGGGCUGGCCAUGAUUGUUGUAUCUUCAGGGUUAGUGGUGUUCUUUUGCCCAGCAGGUGCACUGUAUGGGCUUCCAGAAGUCAUUGGGUUUCUGAAUGGUGCUUCUAUUCAACACAUUUUUAAUAUCAAGACUUUUUUUGGGACGUUUGUUUCUUGUGUGCUGGCUGUGGCUUCUGGGCUCUUCUGUGGACUGGAAGGCCCUAUGAUUCACUUGGGGGCAAUAAUAGGAUGUGGCCUGACCCAGUUCAAGUCAGACACCCUUGGAAUUCAGCUGCCCUUCUUCACCAGGUUUUGGAAUUCAGCUGAUAAGAGGAAUUUCAUCACAGCUGGUGCAGGAGCAGGAAUAGCCUCGGUAUUCCGUGCCCCAGUGGGUGGACUCUUGUUCACAUUGGAAGAGGUGGCCUCUUUCUGGGACAUCAGACUGGCCUGGCAAACUUUCUUCUGCUGCUUGAUGGCUGCCUUCACUACGGAUUUACUCUCUUCAUCUCUUUCUGGGUUUGUUUACAGAGGUCAUUUUGGAUUUUUCAAAGCACAGAAAAGAAUUUUAUUUUGGGUGUGUACCAAAUGAACUAUUUUUGAAUAAAAAUAUAGCUCAUGGAUUUAUAAUGUAUAUGGCAAAUACCCAUAUCUCUUUGGGCCUGUGAUGGA
Molecule: messenger RNA, 680 nt
Organism: Chelonia mydas (Green sea turtle)
Lineage: Eukaryota; Metazoa; Chordata; Testudines; Cheloniidae
Product: chloride channel protein D-like
Exons: 4
Coding region: 7-600 (197 amino acids)
Biological process (GO): chloride transport; transmembrane transport
Cellular component (GO): membrane; intracellular membrane-bounded organelle
Molecular function (GO): voltage-gated chloride channel activity
Source: RefSeq, a predicted model, not a curated record